AUGACAACCACAAAAACGUCCUCUUUUAGGGGUGGACGUGGGUCGGUUCGUUCAUUUUGUUUAUAUGGUGGAUUGAAUGAAAAACCUCCUAAGUAUCAGUCAACUAGUGCACUUAAUAGAGAUUUUCUUAGAAGGGUGCUUGAGGGGUUGGGAUUCCCAACUAUUUUCAUUGAUUGGGUGAUUAAAUGUAUUACAACACCUACAUACUCUACUGCACUUAAUAGGAGCAUCCAUGGCUUCUUUAAGGGAAAGAAAGGUCUUCGACAAGGUGACCCUCUCUCCCCAUUCCUGUUUGUGUUGUGCCUUGAAUAUUUUUCUAGAAUGGUGAAAGGAACUACUGAGAAUAGUGAAUUCAACUUCCAUCCUAAAUAUGCAUCUCUAAGAAGGGAUGUUAUAUCGGUUAGUAUCUUAAUGGAUUGCUUUACUAGAUUUGGUGAUAUGUCGAGACUUAAAAUGAAUUUAACAAAUCUAGCUUGUAUACCGCAAGAGUUCAUGGGGAGAAUGGAGCUUGUGAGAUCCGUUCUUAAAGGGGUGGAAUGCUUUUGGUUAUCCAUAUUCCCCAUACUGGCUACAAUUGCCUCCAAAGUUAUUAGUCUUUGUCGAAACUUCCUAUGGGAAUCCAAAAAAAUCAUUGGUGGCUUGGAACAAUAUUUGUCUACCAAAGCAUGA
Molecule: messenger RNA, 669 nt
Organism: Olea europaea var. sylvestris
Lineage: Eukaryota; Viridiplantae; Streptophyta; Magnoliopsida; Lamiales; Oleaceae
Exons: 4
Coding region: 1-669 (222 amino acids)
Source: RefSeq, a predicted model, not a curated record